GGUGUCACUGACAUCCCCAGUGACACCAAUACAGUGAUCGGUGCUAUUAAAAAACACUGACACUCUACUGCACUGGGCAGGAAGGGGUUAACAUGUGGAGUGAUCAAAGGGUUAACUGUGUGCUGUUUUACUAUGUGGGCUGUGUGUGCUUUACACUGUAAGCACACUGCUUUCCUAUGCAGAGCCAUACAAAGCAGUGUGCAGGAGCUGACAGGGAGAGAACUGCAUUGUUUACAUACAGAUCUCUCCCCUUUCGGUAAUACUAAGAGAUCGCCAGGUGCCAGU
Molecule: messenger RNA, 285 nt
Organism: Staurois parvus
Lineage: Eukaryota; Metazoa; Chordata; Amphibia; Anura; Ranidae
Source: the annotation of a GenBank genome assembly